AUGCUGGGCUCUUACGUCUGCCGCCAGUGCAGAGCGCGCUUGAAUUCUCGCCGUGUACCUUCCAGAGUGCUUCAAUGGCAACCACGCGCCACGUUCAUCUCUUUGCGCGGCAAGCAGCCAGCGAACGACACUGCGCCGACCAAGGCGCCGACACAGCUGGACGACGCGAUUGCGACAGAAGACGACCAGCGACCUUCUUACAACCUGUUCGGCCAGACUCAAACAAGCAAUCAGCCUGUUAGUGCUCGACCUCAUCCGGUCGGAAGGUACUCGAGGCAUUUGCGCAAUGAGGGGGACGCUGCGCCAGAAGAUCUCAAUGCCGAGCCAGCAGAAGGUUCCAAGGACGCCGAAGAUGUUGGACCGGCGCAUACAUGGCUCAUUCGGGGACGUCUCAAGAAGCAGGGGGUCAACGAUGCUUGGCGUCUGUUCGAGAGGAUCUACACCUCAGCUGAUUGCGAAGCGCUUACGACACCAUCCGCGAAGGACAUUCGCGAGAUAAAUGAGAGGCGUUUCUUUGGCGAUGUCUUGAAGCAAGUUCUCCUGACCUUCUGCGAAGGGCAAGGCGAGCCAAAAGUCACGCCAACGAGAGUCUUGUUCAAGUACGAGCAGCUCGGCAUCGCCCCUCCAGGAUUGUGGGUCAAGGAAGCCAUCGAGCCUUUGACACAUCAAGUAAUGCUUGCAGCCAAUGGGGCUAGUAAGACUACGCAACGCGAUCUGCCCACCCUGCUAUCCGAGCUCAUCUCAGUCUGGCGGUUGUUCUUCCAGUGUAAAGGAGUUGGCAACGAGACCCUGGAGGCCAUCAGCCCAAAAUGGAACAUCCCUGCCGCUAAUGCUUUACCAAACGUUUUUCAAUCUGACGACUUCAAUUACCGACUGCAGGAUUUCCACCCCAAGGCUGUUGGUAGUCCCACCCUGGGUUUCUGCGCUAUUUAUCUGUUCAACCUCUCUGCAGCUAUAAACGCCAACGAACCUCUCAAGACGCAAGCCGCACCGUUCCUAGAUCUGCUCACACGUGUUCUUUCAGGAUCACGAGCAAACUCUGUGUUGAAACAUGUAGCCUUUUCAGCAGCCUUCAAAGCUCUUCCUCUUCCUGAAGAUGUACAAGUUGAGAUCACAAAGGAGAUCGAGUUCGCGCCUAGAACAGCGCUGAGUGCGUUGGGGCGACAAUUACCCAACCUUAAUGCAGAGCAGCACAGAACCGAUAGGCCACAUGCCACGACCGAUCUGGAGUCGUUCAACCUCAAAGCUAUAGCGCGUGCCGUCGAAUCGAAGACAUCGCCUGUGGUCCUCGAAGGCCACUGGAAACGCAUCGUGAGGGAUUACACCCAGGAUGGCAACACCUCAAUACCACCAAGCAUCUAUAACGCGUUCCUCUCCGGGUAUUUGAUCCUGCGACAAGCUCCACGAUCCGUCGAGGUUUGGAACCAUAUGAUGACACAUGGUGUCGAGCCGCAGCUGCCAACAUGGGUUGCAAUGCUGACGGGUUGUGAGAAAGCAAAAGAUCUGGACGGCUUCAAUGCCAUGUGGCAGCGUAUGUUGAGCUCGGGGGUCGAACCAGACGCUUAUGCCUGGAACACACGGGUACAUGGCUUAAUGAGUUUCCGUCAGAUCGAACUCGGUCUCAGAGCUCUUGACGAGAUGGGUAAUAGGUGGCGUUCGGCGGAAACAGUUAAAAAUGCUGCUCUUUCGAAUUCCAAAAACUCCAAGGGCGCCAAAACUCCUCUCACCAACGCGAAGCUGGUCAAUAACUGCCCCAAGCCAACCGUAGAGGUUGUCAACGGUGCUAUAUCUGGUAUCGUUCAGCUCCCACAAAGCGCUCGUAUACAUCAACAGAAGCGUGUCGACUAUGUGCAGAAGAUCCUGAGAUGGGGGUCACAGUUCGGCAUCACGCCGGACACGUACACCUUUAACAUUCUCAUCCAGCUAUAUUUUAAUGCAGGAGACCAUGUCACGGCCUUCAGGGUGCUCAAACAGAUGGAGCAGAGCGGGAUGCAGCCAGACAUUGCUACAUAUGGUAUGCUUGUUACAGCAGCCUUCGAGAACGGUUCGCUUGACAGCCUGUCCGAGCAAGAUCAAGCAAAUCGGCUCACCAAGAUGUUCGAGGAGCUCGAAGCUGGUGGUUUGCGUCUGAACAAUUACAUCUACGCCACAGCCAUCGACCGCCUGUUGAAGCACUACAAAAGCCACAACGCUGUGCGUGUGCUCAUCGACCACAUGCGCAGCCGCAACCUCUCACCUUCCGCGUACAUGUACACAUCACUCAUCACAUACUAUUUCCAACAGAGCCCUCCAGCCAUCCAGGCCGUUGACUCGCUUCUGCAACAGAUCUUCGACUCGCCGCACUCAGACACCGACAAGGUCAUGUUCGACCGCGCUAUCGAAGGCUUUGCUGUACACGGCGAGGUGGGCAGAAUGAUGAGCGUGCUCACACGCAUGUCCAAGAACGGCAAGCACCCGGGUUUCCAAGCACUCACAGCUGUCAUCAGGGCGCUCGUUGCCGUCGGCGAUGUCGAUCGUGCACGCUUCAUCGUGCGCGAUGUGCAGCGAGGUGAGGGAAUUGCACAUGGCGGCGUCACUGGCGCUUUUAACGAUCAGAAACACUUUUUAUUCGUUGCGCAGAAUCUGGGCAUCGGUGUCGACGAGGAGCGCAUGGGAGACAUG
Molecule: messenger RNA, 2661 nt
Organism: Didymella exigua CBS 183.55
Lineage: Eukaryota; Fungi; Ascomycota; Dothideomycetes; Pleosporales; Didymellaceae
Exons: 1
Molecular function (GO): protein binding
Source: RefSeq, a predicted model, not a curated record